AUGAAUUCAGAUCGGCUGAUUGUGCAAAAAUAUGUUCAGCGAGGAUUAACCGGUGGACAAAUUUUUCUGCAUGUGAAACAACUCAGAAUAACACGUAAUUGUGUUUAUCGUACCAUAAGUCUAUUGCGUGAUACUGGAUCAAUACAAGAUCGUCCUCGAUCUGGUCGACCUCGCACGUGUCGGUCCAAAGAACGCAUCACAAGAAUAAGAGAAAAAAUCCGGCGAAAUCCUGCAAGGUCCGCAAGAAAGUUAGCAAUUGGCGAACAUAUCGAUAAUCGAUCAAUGCGACGAAUCUUGCAAAUUGAUCUCGGUCUUAAACCUUACAAAAAACGUAAAUUGCAUGAACUAUCGGAGAAGCAAACGGUGGCUAGGCUUAAAAGAUGUAAAACAUUGUUGGUCCAGCACGAUUCCGAUGAUAUUCGAAAAAUCGUAUUCUCGGAUGAGAAGUUAUUCAUCGUCGAACAGAAAUAUAAUCGUCAAAAUGAUCGAAUCUACUCGUUAUCAAUCGAAGAUAUUCCUGAAAAUAUAAGAACCGUGCAGCGGUUUCAGAACCCGAGAUCCACCAUGGUAUGGAGUGCUGUAUCCUACAACGGGAAAAUCCCAUUGAAAUUCGUUGAACAGGGCGUUAAAAUCAAUGCGAAACAUUAUCAAAAUGAAAUCUUGACAUCCACAUUAAUGCCAAACAUCAGUACGUUGUAUUCAGAUAAUCAAUGGAUAUUCCAGCAAGAUUCAGCCCCUGCUCAUAAAGCAAAGUCAACACAGCAAUGGUUAGUGGAAAGUUGUCCAGAUUUUAUCAGUUCCGAAGAAUGA
Molecule: messenger RNA, 810 nt
Organism: Rotaria socialis
Lineage: Eukaryota; Metazoa; Rotifera; Eurotatoria; Philodinida; Philodinidae
Source: the annotation of a GenBank genome assembly